AUGUUUCCAAGAUUUAUUAGAACCUUAGCCACAACUACCAAACAAGAUGUGGUUAUAAUUGGUGGUGGACCAGCAGGUUUAACAUUACUUUCAGCUUUAAAAACCUCACCAAAAACUAAACAUUUAAAGUGUACUUUAGUAGAAGGGUUUUCUUUAGAUAAUGUUCGGAAAUUUCAAACAGAUCCACCAGAAACAUACACUAAUAGAGUUGUAUCUGUAACACCCAAGUCAAUUGAGUUUAUGCAAAAUAGAAUUGGAAGUUGGGAUUUUAUUCAUGAAAAUAGAGUUAAAGAAUAUGAUGGAAUUAUUGCUUAUGAUUCUCAAGAUGCAGAUUCAAGAAUAGAAUUUGAUGUAACAAGUAUUGGUAAAGGUGUACUUGCAGCAAUGAUUGAAGUUAUAAAUAUCCAAAGUUCUUUAUUGGCUAAAAUUGAAAGUCUUGAUGAUGAAACAACUACAAUUAAAGAUAAUACCAAAGUUGUGGAAAUUAUCAAUCCAAAUGAACCAGAUUUAGAUAAUCAUGAUUUGAAUGAAAUUGAUGAAAAAGUAGGAGAUUCAGAAUUAGAUUGGCCAAUUGUUAAAUUAUCUAAUGGUGAAACGAUACAAACCAGAUUAUUGGUUGGUGCAGAUGGAUAUAAUUCACCUGUUCGUAAAUAUGCUCAUAUUGAAUCAAGAGGAUGGCAAUAUGAUAGAUUUGGUGUUGUUGCUACUGUUAAAAUGCAAUAUGAAGAUUUUAGAUCUGUUGGAUGGCAAAGAUUUUUAACUACUGGACCAUUAGCUAUAUUGCCAUUAACUGAAGAUAAUGCCACUAUUGUUUGGUCAAGUACUCCAGAAUUGGCCAACAUUCUUUUGAAAGUUAAUGAAAAAAUAUUCCCACAUCUUGUUACUGCAGCUAUGGUUUUAGAAGAAGUUGAUUUGAAUUAUAUUUACAAGGUAUUGGAUGAAAAUCCAGACGAUUUUUCUGUGUUGAAAGAUAUUGAAUGGAGAUUAUCUAAAUUCAAUACUGAAGAAUUAGAAGAAAAAUAUCCAUUACCAGUAGUAGAAGUUCUUUCAGGAUCUCGUGCUAGAUUCCCAUUGAAAAUGUCUCAUGCUGAUACUUAUGUUGCUCCAAGAGUUGCAUUAAUUGGUGAUGCUGCUCAUACUAUUCAUCCAUUAGCUGGUCAAGGUUUGAAUAUGGGACAAUCUGAUGUUGCCGCUUUAGUUGAAGCCUUAGAAAAAGGUAUGGAUAGAGGAAUGGAUAUUGGAUCUACUUUGGUUUUGGAAGAAUAUGUUGCCAAUGCUUGGCCUGCUAACCAUGCUAUGUUGGGAAUAUGUGAUAAGUUACAUAAAGUUUUCUCAACUGAUUUCUACCCAUUGGUAUGGGCAAGAGGAUUCGGUAUGAAAUCUAUCAAUUCCUUAGGUAGCCUCAAAGAUUUUAUGAUGAAGAGUAUCAGUGGAAGAUAA
Molecule: messenger RNA, 1440 nt
Organism: Candida tropicalis MYA-3404
Lineage: Eukaryota; Fungi; Ascomycota; Pichiomycetes; Serinales; Debaryomycetaceae
Gene: COQ6
Product: putative N,N-dimethylaniline monooxygenase
Exons: 1
Coding region: 1-1440 (479 amino acids)
Biological process (GO): ubiquinone biosynthetic process
Cellular component (GO): mitochondrion
Molecular function (GO): FAD binding; oxidoreductase activity, acting on paired donors, with incorporation or reduction of molecular oxygen, NAD(P)H as one donor, and incorporation of one atom of oxygen; 2-octaprenyl-6-methoxyphenol hydroxylase activity
Source: RefSeq, a predicted model, not a curated record